ACUUCGACAUUGGCGCCUUGGAAGCGCAAGCCUGGCCACCCUGUGGCAUUGCCGAUUUGUGUGUUUUGCUCGAGAAAGUUGGUAAUAUCGAUGAAAAUUGCUUCCGACGCUCAUUCACCGAGUUCGUUGUAAUGCAUGACGGUCGGAAGAAGGCAAGACGCUUCGAAACGUGCUGAGAACAAUCACGAACGUCGACUCAGUGUCUCGAAACAGCCGGAAACCAAUAUAAGUGAUGCCGAUUUUGAAGAAAGAGGAGUUCGAGCGAAUCGCUCCACCGAAGGAUCUCAAGCCCGACGACAAGGUUUUCUAUAACCAAGUGACCAACGAAGUGUUCACCGACUACGAUGAUUACUUCGCCCGGGUCAUCCUUUGCAAUUCACUCGUGUGGACAUGUUCGCUGACCGGCAAGUCCGGUCUCACGUUCCAAGAUGCGCAGGAAAGCGAGGAAGCCAGCAGGGAGAUGGUGCGGAGCUUCCCGCAAGCUCUGCGGAAGCCCGUUCUCUACAUCGCCAGCCUCACCAGCCGGGGACGUUUCACCGACCUGCUCGAUGACGUUUUCAAUUUUGUGAAAGAUCGUUUCUUCGUCGGGGAAGAGCUGGAUUACGUGGUCAAUGGUCGUCGGAAACUGGGCAAGUUGGCUCGGAUACACCCGAUGCUCGAUGUUCUGCCCGAACAGAAAGGCGAUACGCCCAAGAGUAAGAAGAGGGAUACCAAUGACGUCCUCAGGCUCAAGUACGACAUUCAGGACAUGGACAGCGGAGAAACGUUCGAAGUUCAAGGGAAAGACAUUUUCCGUAAACGAACCUUCACUCGGGAUCGUCUCCGAGUGUAUCUCAAGUUGGCCACAGUGCAGCAAAACGGCGUACUCCGGGUGACGGCUCCCGUCGCCGAGAAGUAUAAAUUAUCGGAGACAAAGUACACAGAUAUCCACAUCGGUAAGAUGCCUGAAUUCGUCGUGAGUCCGCUGAAGCGGCUCAGCAAGGCGUUGAAGAAAGACGUCAAAGAGAAGGAAAAGAAAGAGAAGAAAAAGGAGAAAAAGAUUGCGAGUAACAACAAGGAAAAUAAGGCGAAACCGAACUCAAAAGACGAUCCAGAGAAAAAGACUCCUCGCAAGGAAGCAAAUCUCAUCAGACAGCAGUUCAUGGCCGCGUGGUCACGGCCGAGAGAGGACCUCACCCUCGACGGUCUCAAAGACUUGCCAGCGAUUACGUCGUUCGAUUGCGGUAUCCCUCAAGCAGCUCUCUCCGACGCGUUCUGCGUACUGGAGUUCUUCGCCGCUUUCCAACGCGAACUCCAAGUCAAGGACUAUUUCGUCGCUGGCAUCACGUUCGAUAUCUUGGAGAGGGCCGUUAGCGAAACCGACGUUCUGGGACCGUUGGUCGAAAUCUUCCAAAUUCUGCUGACGAAUCUCUUUAAAUUGAGACAAGUUGAGAACAACAUAAACUACGAUGAGACCAGGCCCUCGGAGGACCGACCAGAAAUAAUCUAUAAUGCACAACGUGACGCGGCUUUCGCGAUGCGGAACGUGCGACAGGUGUUCGGUUUUUCGCUGACUCAGUUGACACUGGACAGCUUCACUCUUUCGGAAGUGCUCCGCCUCCAUAUCGAAUCGAGCGGGGCUCCGGGGAACGUGAAGAAAUUCGGCAACAUGGAUCCAGCCGAAGACCCGGGGCUGGCAUUCCGGAUAGAAAAUCCGAAAAUUCUCCAAGUGUUGCGGGAGCACAGUCUGUUCGAGCUGGGAGCCGCGGACAAGUUGAAGCUUCUCCGCCUCAUUAUCGAACAGCUGUUGUGCACCGACGGUGUGCGAUACAUGAUCGAGGACGCUUCGGAAACCUACAAGAGCUCGAAGUCAGCGAUCCGCAAACUGAAGAGCAUGAACAAGAAUACGACCGAUGAGCGACCCUUGAUAUCCCCUCGCGAAUACGAACGGAAACUCGAGGAUCUCGAGCAAAAACUCCGCAGUUCCCGGGAGAAACUCAUGAUGAUCCCUCUCGGCGAAGACCGAGCUUAUCGGAGAUACUACCUCGCGUAUUCCAUCCCGGCCGUGAUCGUUGAAGACGACGCCGUUCACCUCGACGCGACGUGUAUCGAAGGUGGCACGCCGAAAGAGCAGAUAAUUUCGCCUCCACUCGCCUUCAUGAAACAAUUCCUGCAGAAUAUCGCCAACGAAAACUCCUCGCUCUCGAUGAUGACCUCAUUGAAGGAAGCUAAGGAGGGAGAGAUUCGCGUAAAGGCCGAGCACGGUCCCUUCACCUGCACCGGUGAUCACGGCUCGUGUUUAGUGCACAACAGAUCGCUCGCCAGAGAUAAUUGGAGGUUGAUUUCAUCGAGGGAACAACUCGACAACCUCAUCGCCGCAUUGGAUUGUCGCGGAAUUCGCGAGAAACACCUCAAACAAGCCUUGCAGAGCGAGAUCGAGAAUCUCUAUAUGGCCAUUGACAGGUGUCCGUUGCACAUCUUGAAUAGGAACUUUGAAAAUACUCGGAAAGUGAAGAUGCCCUCACAUUACAUAAAAAACAGCAACCUCUACGGGGUUGAGCCAUGUUUCGCGCUGGAGUUGAGUUUCCGAGAGCUCCUCCUCGAACUUGAAGAGCGUCUCUACAGUGGAGGUUUGGGACAUCUAAAAGCUGUCGAUAGGGAAGAAUGGAGGAACGACAUGGUCGACAUCCUCUACAUCGUUGGUCAGAUGAGUAAGCCCCUCGAAAUCAAUCAGCUAAAUCAAGAGUCCGACUUGAAGAAGGUUCUCAAGUAUAUCUGCGAAGCUCUGGCGAUGGUCGGCCGAGCCGUGGAAAAGAAAGUUCUCAUGGCUCCCUUGGGUGCGGCCGAACCACCGACCAAGGUGAAGAAGGCUAAAGAAGGUGUCGCCGAGCCCGUGCCUCUGAUCAAGGAUAAUUUCGACGCAUGGCUGCGAGAGCUGUGUCCUCCAUGGAUGAAAGAAAAUGGAAACGCUACUGAAAAAACCAACGGUAACGGCAAUCUCGAUCUGCCGAAGCAAAACGGCUCUGCGGGGAGCGCUGCGUCAGAAGACGACGCUUCUUCGACGACUUCAUCGAUAGACAGGAGCGCAGCACAGAGCCUGCUCAACCUACCCCGUGUGUUCCUGCUGAUGUACAGCUUAGAACGAAGCGUCAUGUGGAUGAGAUCGGUCUCAAACGCCGCUUGUCGGGUCUGCAGGAAAAAGAGCAAUCCAGAGCAGAUGCUGCUCUGCGAUGGAUGUGAUAGAGGGUACCAUAUUUACUGUCUGAAGCCUCCACUGUCGGAGAUACCUCAGGGAGAUUGGUUCUGCUCACAGUGCAGUCCAACUCAGUUGAGUCCCCGCAAACGAACAAAAGCUCCCGUCGAAGUUUCUUCUGAGGAGGAGGACGAUAACGAGAAGGUCGACGAAGAUGGAGACGAAGACGAAGAGGAGGAAGACCUCAAUCAAGAGGUGUGCAACAUCUGUGAAUCGCCCGGAGAAUUAAUCCUCUGUGAUUUCUGCCCGAAAUCCUUCCAUCUCGACUGCAUCGAUCUCAAGAGACUGCCCCGAGGAACGUGGAAAUGUCCCCCUUGCGUGUUGGGCAAAAAGAAAAACAAAAGGGGCAGUCCACCGUUGACGAAGGUCAAGGUGCGAAGUCGGAAUAACAUUCGCAAAUACGACCUAGCUACUGUGACCGAUGUGGAUGCCUUCGAUUACAUGGUCUGCUGUGACAUUGUCAAGCUACUCGUCAAGUCGGCGCAUUCCUGGCCCUUCCUCGACCGGGUGACACGCAAAGAUGCACCCAACUACUAUAACGUCAUCAAGAAACCGAUGGAUUUCGGCACUCUCCAAGGCAAGCUCAACGAUAUCAAAUAUCGAGACAACGUAGCUUUCGUGAGCGACGUUUUCCAAAUCAUCGCCAACUGCCUGGUCUACAACUAUCCGCACAGCGAUGAAGUGACGGCUGCGAAAGCCUUAUCUGUGAUGUUCUGCGAAAUGCUAACCCAGGUCGGUCUCGAGAGCCUCAUCUAUCUCAAAGACUCUGUCCUGGAAGAAACCGAAGAGUCCUCUGGAUGGUCGAAGGGGGAGCCGCAAAAAGAUAGCGUCGACGACGAUGACGAGGAUGAAGAAGAAGACAACGCUAGUGUUGCUGACGAAGACGAAGAUGACGACGAUGAUGGUGGUGACGAUGAAGAGGAGAACGCGAGCGUCGUCGACGAGGAAGAAGAUGAGGGCGAAGACGACAAUCCCGAAGAGCGAUCAGACGAGAAGACUGCCGACGAUCCUCCCGAGCAAUCGGACGAUAAAGCCGAGGACGAUGACAAAGACAAGGAGGAGGAGGAGGAGGACGAAGAGGAGGAGGACGACGACGACGACGAUAGCGCCCAGGACGAGGACGAGGAAAUAGAAGAAGACGAAGAGGAUGAAGAUGACGACGAUGACGAAGACUAUGGUAAACCCAAAACCCGAAGGGGGAGCAAGUCCAAGCGGAAAGCCUCUCCGCCUCAGAAGAAAACGAGCAAUCGGAAGCGAAAGAGAACCUCUCGAUUCGGGGACAGUCGUGAUGAAGAUGAUGACGACGAAGACGAUGAUGAAGACGAGGACUACGCGCCGAAACGGAGGUCGUCGUCCCGGCGAGCAACCUGAGUUCCCCCCUGGACGAUGGAGGAGACGAGUCGGAAAAUUGUCUGCCGAAGACGGCGUGUAGAAUCGUUCAAGUCGCGAGGGAAUCACCAUCAUGUACACAGUGGAGUUUAGGAAUAUAACUCAGACUCGAUAUUACAUUAGAUAUCUCCUGCUCUAUAUAUUUAUCUGGAUCAGGCAGGCUGGAUCACGCAUCCGAGGGAAUUACUCGUCCAGGCCAUCGAGCCCCCAGCCCGUCGGAGGCUUCGGAACUGCUUUCGGAAGAAGACAAGACUUCUGAGAAAUGUAAAUACGAAUCACGCUCCUGAUCGAUGUAGCCUCGGGGCCAUAAGUGUACA
Galendromus occidentalis (western predatory mite) is the source of this 4938-nucleotide messenger RNA. RefSeq names its product bromodomain adjacent to zinc finger domain protein 1A. Gene Ontology annotation, biological process: chromatin remodeling; positive regulation of DNA replication; regulation of heterochromatin formation. Gene Ontology annotation, molecular function: DNA binding; protein binding. Gene Ontology annotation, cellular component: nuclear chromosome; CHRAC. The record is from RefSeq and is a predicted model, not a curated record. The coding region runs from base 233 to 4603 and encodes 1456 amino acids. NCBI's taxonomy places the organism in Eukaryota, Metazoa, Arthropoda, Arachnida, Mesostigmata, Phytoseiidae. The transcript is spliced from 7 exons.